Malaclemys terrapin pileata is the source of this 684-nucleotide messenger RNA. Its product is annotated as sperm acrosome membrane-associated protein 4-like. NCBI's taxonomy places the organism in Eukaryota, Metazoa, Chordata, Testudines, Emydidae. Bases 86 to 484 code for a protein of 132 amino acids. The transcript has 3 exons. The record is from RefSeq and is a predicted model, not a curated record.
GACUCAGCCACCAGCCCCCGAGCCCUGGGACGGUCCCGCCUGCCUCGAUAAUCUGCUCUGUUAUCUGCCUCGCCAGGAGACGACCAUGGACAAAACUCUCCUCCUGUGUCUGGCCAUUCUGACCUGCGCCGGGAUCGGAGCGGCCCUGCAAUGCCUGAAAUGUGACUUCACCGUAUUUGGCAUCCCCUGCCACACCACCACCGUCACCUGCAAGGACGACCAGCUCUGCGCUAUCAUCCGGGGCCGCGCAGCCGGCCACAAGCUGAUCAUGAAGAAGAACUGCGUUGACAAGGGGAAAUGCCACACCAACGACACCUCGUCCUUCGCGGGCAUCACCUACAGCACCUCCUACGAGUGCUGCGAGGGCGAAUUCUGCAACUCGGCCGCGGGCGCCGGGGCCCAGCUCUCCCUGGCCGCAGGGGCCCAGCUCUCCCUGGCAGCAGGGCUGGCCAUGCUGGGGGCCUGGCUCGCCCGGGGCCUCUAAUCCCUGUUCCAGAAGCUGGGAGGGAGAGAAAAUAAUUGCUGUGGGAGGACAAAAAAAAAAAAAAAAAAAAAAUCGAGCUAGCCAUUGCCUUUAAAUAGCUCCUCCCCCUUGCUUCUUAAAGGGGCACUUGGUAACCAGAGUCCAGAUCUGAUUGGUCAUCUUAAAUUGUUAUAACCAAGGGAUGGGGCGGAGGGAAAGGC